AACAUGUCACGCUUUAACCGGUUGAGUACUGUGUCUUAUCCUAGGCUGAGUAGCUUCCAACCAUAACCUCCCUAUAUAAUCCCUAAGGCCAAAACCCUACGCUUUCUCUCCCUCUCCUCUGCGAAUGAUCUCGAGCACUCUCAUUUCUCACUCUCAAUCCUUCACUGUCGAUUUGAAGACGCUUCUACAGAUCAGCACCUGACGCCACAACGAUUCUCGGCCCAAAUUUGUAGCCAUGAAGGUGCGAUCAUCUGUGAAGAAGAUGUGCGAGUUCUGUCAGAUUAUCAAACGCCGGGGUCGUGUAUAUGUCAUUUGUAGUUCCAAUCCUAAGCACAAGCAACGGCAAGGCAUUUCAACAUUUGCAUAUGAAGGAUCCGUGGCUGCCGAGACUAACGCCAAGCAGGAGAUUACACCCAGUCACAACGUGGGGCUAGGUCUGGCAUCUAUCAUCCCUAAAAAGCAUGAACCUUCAAUGAUUUAUGGAUGGAGUGCAAACCUUGCAUCGCUUCUUUUUAAACAAGGGCAUUGACAUAGGAAUAUACAACUGAAAUAUUGAGGUUGAUGAUGAAAUGAUAAUGUUGCUUUUAUGCUCCUCAACUCUUCUUUCAAUUUAUAAUAGAAUUCGCUGUUUAUCUUGAACCUUUCUGCAAAAUCUAGUUCUGCUGUGCUCUUAAUGGAAUUGAGAAAUCUUUCAUUAAUGAAUUGAAUAACUGUUGUUAAUGGAAUUGAGAAAUUUCCUGUA
This is a messenger RNA of Manihot esculenta (cassava), 742 nucleotides long. RefSeq lists its product as uncharacterized. Gene Ontology annotation, cellular component: ribosome. Lineage: Eukaryota; Viridiplantae; Streptophyta; Magnoliopsida; Malpighiales; Euphorbiaceae. Bases 236 to 529 code for a protein of 97 amino acids. The record is from RefSeq and is a predicted model, not a curated record. Gene Ontology annotation, molecular function: structural constituent of ribosome. The transcript is spliced from 3 exons. Gene Ontology annotation, biological process: translation.